AUGGACCAUACUAACAUAAAUCAUAGUAUCGAACAAUAUCAACAACAAUUCCCAAACAAGCUGACACCCUCACAGGAAUCAGCUGACCACAUAAAAAGACCCAUCUCAUCAUACGCCAGCAUCAGCGACACCGACAAUGCAUUUAUUACAGAGAACCCUAUUAACACAUCAACAACACCUACGAAAACUCAAAACCAUCAAACCAAUAAUAGCAUCCUCACAACAAAGCUAUUAGAAUCCCAAUCCAACCGAAAAAAAGCAAAUGCAGGAAUAACACACAAUACACCCCGACACCAAUUAAUAGCACAAAAAUAA
Molecule: messenger RNA, 315 nt
Organism: Macrosiphum euphorbiae (potato aphid)
Lineage: Eukaryota; Metazoa; Arthropoda; Insecta; Hemiptera; Aphididae
Source: the annotation of a GenBank genome assembly